AUGGUGUUAGAGUAUAACUACUUCUUUUACACAAAUGUAUGUCAUGUUUGUAAACAGUUUGGCAAACAAGUUUCUUUGAAAAGAUGCGGUAGUUGUACAAUGAUUGCUUAUUGUUCUAAAGAGCAUCAAAGAGAACAUUGGCCACAGCACAAGGAUUUGUGCUGUGCGAUAUAUGAUGUUUUGCAAGAUAACAAAAUGUCAAGCUUUUUAAUUAAUAAUCAAGAUCUUUGUACAGAAAAGUGGACCCGAAUGAAAAUGAAUUUUAUGUUACUAGUAGCAAUGAAGAUUUCUCGUAAAUUAGAAUACUAUGAGGAGCAAAUGUUUAAAUUUCUUAGAUCUUGUACAAUGUGCCAUAACUGGAAUACAAAAGAACUUGUGGAUUGUCAUAAUUGUCCAAGUACCAGCUUUUGUACAAGGCAUAAAAAUGAUACAAUGCACAAAAACCUUUGUAACCUGUUAAAAUUAUGUUUUAAAUUAAAUAUGGCUUCAAUACUACAUGAGAAAGAAAUACCUGAAAUAAAAAGAUCGUAUCAUACAAAACACAUAAAUUUACCACCAAAUAUGAAAUAUUUUAUAAAAGACUAUAUUGAAGCACAGAAAAGUCCCAAUUUAUUAAUAGAAGAAGAAACAAUAAUUAAUGCAGAACUUCUUACAAGACCUUUAACAUUUCUUUAUGCUGCACAAAAGUUAGGAUAUUUUUUAAAGAAAAAAGAUAUUAUUAUUCACAUUAUUGCAGCUAAUGCAGUAGAAAUCAAUGGUAUAGAACUUUGGGAAAUUCUGUUGCAUUGGCUACCAAAUGUAACAGUAGCAACAAUUAUAUUAUUAGGACCUGAAUUGUCUCCAGGUUCUAUAUCAAUAAACCUUUGUAAAAAUUGUCAGUGUAGCAGCAAGCAACUUGAAAUUCAAAUGCAAGACACACUUUAUGAAAAUUAUAUUGAAUGUGAUUCCUACAUGAAACCAAACUUUAUUAUUGGGUACAAUGCAGGAAUUCAUGAGUGUGAAGAUAUUAAAUCUCAGAAUGAUACAUGGACACAUUCUCUGCAAAUGAUAGCUAGACAAAAUUGCCCACUUAUUCUAACAUCUUACACGUUAUCUGAAGCAGAGAAAGAGCAAAUCAGAGUCCAAGAAAUUUUGGGUAGAGAUGUAAAGUGUACAUACUUUGAACAAAAUCCCUAUUCUAGCAUAAGGCCGUACAGAGAUUUUGAAACUGAAGGAGUAUACUAUCAGAAUCAGUACAUAAUUAUUUAUGAGAAUUUUAUGGCACAAUAAUGACUAUUAAUUACAAUGAGAUACUCUUACAAUUUUAUAAUAAUGCAUUUAGC
Molecule: messenger RNA, 1322 nt
Organism: Colletes gigas
Lineage: Eukaryota; Metazoa; Arthropoda; Insecta; Hymenoptera; Colletidae
Exons: 1
Coding region: 1-1269 (422 amino acids)
Cellular component (GO): extrinsic component of mitochondrial inner membrane
Source: RefSeq, a predicted model, not a curated record